AUGGCAACUCUUGCAGGCAAGACUGUCCUUGUUAUUGGUGGUUCCUCAGGCAUCGGUUAUGUGGACUAUGCACUUGGAAGGUUGAAGAAUGAUGUCUCUGCUUCUGAAGCAACAAUUGAGGGAUCUUUGGAAGGCGAAGUGAUAGAUGCGAAAAGCUCUGACUCUGUGAGGGCAUUGUUGGCCAAAGUGGGUGAGGUGGAUCAUCUGGUGUGGACGAGUGGUGAUGAUCUCCGGCUUGGAUUCCCACAUAUUGACCUCGACAAGAAUAGAGACGUCUUCGACGUACGCUUCUGGGGAGCAUUCACAGCAGCGAAGGUCGCUCAGAUCAAACCUGGAGGAUCAAUCACACUGACUAUCGGUGCUGUUAUCGCGAAACCUUCCAAAGGUUGGUCACUCGUCGCAGGAAUAAUGGGUGCGGCUGACUCGCUCACUCGCGGUCUCGCGGUAGACCUCGCUCCUAUUCGCGUGAACGUGGUUGGUCCUGGCUUGGUCAAGACGGAGGAUACGCUCCCCCUUGAGGCGAGAGAAAAGAUGUAUGACGAUGCUGCGAAGGCUCUUCCUGUGCAGCACGUUGCUGAACCCGAUGAAAUUGCCGAGGUGUACCGUUGCCUUAUGAAGUGUGGAUUCAUUACAGACCAGUGCAUAGAAGUCAACGGUGGUGUGAGGCUUGCUUGA
Messenger RNA from Fomitiporia mediterranea MF3/22, 675 nucleotides. RefSeq names its product NAD-binding protein. The transcript has 5 exons. NCBI's taxonomy places the organism in Eukaryota, Fungi, Basidiomycota, Agaricomycetes, Hymenochaetales, Hymenochaetaceae. Gene Ontology annotation, molecular function: oxidoreductase activity. Bases 1 to 675 code for a protein of 224 amino acids. The record is from RefSeq and is a predicted model, not a curated record.